AUGGAAUAUUAUUUUAAAUUAAUUUUAAAAGGGGUAUUUUUAGAAAAUAAUUGUGGAUUUAUUUUUGACAUAGGCAAAGAUGGCAGUAAGAUAACAACAGUAGUUGCAACUCCCGGGCAAGGUCCUGAUGGACCCCAAGAAAUUUCUUAUAUGGACACUAAAGUUAUUGGAAAUGGAUCGUUUGGUGUAGUUUAUCAAGCAAAACUAUGCGACUCAGGCGAACUCGUAGCUAUAAAAAAAGUUUUACAGGAUAAAAGGUUUAAGAAUCGAGAACUUCAAAUAAUGAGAAGAUUGGAACAUUGUAAUAUAGUUAAACUCAAAUACUUUUUUUAUUCGAGCGGGGAAAGGAAAGAUGAUGUAUAUUUGAAUUUGGUUCUGGAAUACAUACCAGAGACAGUUUAUAAAGUAGCGAGGCAUUAUAACAAAUCAAAGCAAACAAUACCUAUUAGUUUUAUAAAGCUAUACAUGUAUCAAUUGUUUCGGUCAUUAGCGUACAUACAUUCAUUGGGAAUAUGCCACCGAGAUAUUAAGCCGCAAAACUUGCUCCUUGAUCCCGAUACCGGCGUUUUAAAACUUUGCGACUUCGGAUCAGCUAAGCACCUUAUUAAAGGAGAACCAAAUGUAUCGUACAUAUGUUCUCGUUACUAUAGAGCUCCUGAAUUAAUAUUCGGUGCAAUUGAUUAUACUACUAAAAUCGAUGUUUGGAGUGCUGGAUGCGUGUUGGCUGAACUUUUGUUAGGUCAGCCAAUAUUUCCGGGAGACUCAGGUGUGGACCAAUUGGUCGAAAUUAUCAAAGUUUUAGGCACUCCUACCAGGGAGCAAAUUCGUGAAAUGAAUCCUAACUACACAGAGUUUAAAUUUCCCCAAAUAAAAUGUCAUCCGUGGUUAAAGGUGUUUCGAGCAAGAACUCCGCAAGAAGCAAUUGAACUUGUUUCAUUACUUUUGGAUUACACUCCAUCGUUGAGACUUAAUCCAUUGCAAGCUUGCGCUCAUUCAUUCUUUGAUGAGCUUAGGGAAACUCAAACUCGCCUCCCCAAUGGUCGAGAACUUCCACCUUUAUUUAAUUUUACAGAACACGAGUUAACAAUUCAACCAUCAUUAAAUUCAAUUUUACUGCCAAGGCACGUAGCAGAUUCAUCAGUAUCCACUUCGGUACCUGUAAAUCAAGCAGAAAAUUCUACAGCGCAAGGAGAGACCGGAGCUCCCAUGUCGGAAACAGCAAACGCCGCCGAGCAGUCUACAUCCAACAUGGCUUAA
This is a messenger RNA of Pediculus humanus corporis (human body louse), 1257 nucleotides long. Its product is annotated as mitogen-activated protein kinase ERK-A, putative. Gene Ontology annotation, biological process: signal transduction; protein phosphorylation; negative regulation of canonical Wnt signaling pathway. Gene Ontology annotation, molecular function: protein serine/threonine kinase activity; ATP binding. Gene Ontology annotation, cellular component: nucleus; cytosol; cytoplasm. NCBI's taxonomy places the organism in Eukaryota, Metazoa, Arthropoda, Insecta, Psocodea, Pediculidae. The record is from RefSeq and is a predicted model, not a curated record. The transcript is spliced from 6 exons. The coding region runs from base 1 to 1257 and encodes 418 amino acids.